AUGGCUGCGACGCCAAUAAACGGGCUUGGUGGUCGGAAACGACGAGAUGAUUUAUGGACAUACUUUCAGUAUAAUCCAUCAGAAAGAAAAACGGAAUGCAUUGUAUUGGGAGACGACGGUAAAUGUGGCCAUAAACUAGGUAGGAAGAAUACAACCAACCUCAAGCGGCACCUGAAGGCUCAUCACGCGGAUAUUUUUUCGAAGAUCCCAUUGACCAGAACCCCCAUACAGAAACCUGGUUGUCCAAAUAACGACAGGACACAGACAUCUAUCGAAACAGCCUUCGCCGCAGGAUCCAAAUACAAGUCAAACUCUGUGGAACAAAGUGUCAAAGAACAAGCGCUCGCUCUUUGGAUUGGACGCACUGCAUUCAAGUCUAAUGAACCGGAUGAGCCCACUAGCUCCGAGGAUGAAUCCAUCGAGACGAGUGACCCUGAAGAUACUGAAGUGGCUGUUAGAGAACACCAGAGGUUUGGAGCCAUAGAUACGAGUAGGACCCCCUGCGUUGUACACACUCUACAACUUGUGGUAAACAUGAUCCAGAAAGACACAAGUGUCAACCGACUGCUGAGCAAAGUUAGAGGUCUUGUUAAGCUCUUCCGCAAGUCAUCAGUGGCAACUGAGCGACUGCUGCAGUUGUGUCAACUAACCCUGGUCAAAGACUGCCCUACUAGAUGGUCCAGCACAUAUCAGAUGAUAUCACGGCUUCUCCAAAUCAAAGACUUAGUAGUUCAGGUUGCGGAUGGGAUGAGCUGGGACCAUUUACUAUCAAGUGAGUGGCAUAAACUGUCCACUCUCAGAGAUUUACUCGUCCCCUUCGCUGAGCAUACCCAGUUGCUCCAGAGUGACACACAGUCAUUAUCCCUUGUGGUGCCUGCCCUUCUGGACCUGCAGGGUCACCUGUCUGAGUUUCCCCAAGCCCAGGGAUCUAGCUUUAAGGACCUUGCUUCCUUGGCAAUUAAGAUGAAGGCAAACUUGGACAAGAGGUUCAGCUGCUUUCUUGAUCACACUGACUCCAAGUUUUCACCUCUCGCUGCUGCUGCAUGCUUCCUUGACCCGACAGUUGCACCUGAAGCACUCCUUGAAAAUGAUGACGAGCAAAUAGAGGCACUUGUGAGAAGAGCAGAAGAUUAUAUUGCUCAGUUGGUGCCACAAGUUGUACGGGAGGAGGAGGCUGAAGACGACGAGCCAGAGGAGGGAGAAGAAUCCAAAGAAGAGCAGCCUCAUAACAAGCGGCCCAGAUUCAGAUUCUUGUCCAAACCAAGCCGGCCUUCCAAGUCUACCCUCUCAAAGCCGUGUGUCAAGGAGGAAAUCAAGAAAUUCAAGGAGCAGUUGUCACAGCCUACAAACCAAGAGACUGCCCUAGAAUUUUGGGAUGCACAGGGAGAUUAUGUGUAUCUGAGCCUAAAACCUAUUGCCUUAGACCUUCUGGCCAUGCCAGCAUCUCAAGCAUUUGCUGAGAGAGUCUUUAGCAUUACAGGUGACCUCAGUCGGGGCCGUCGUAAUAGAGCAAGAGUCAUUUUAGAAAGAAGUGCUUUCCUGAAACUGAAUCGAGCUCAGUAG
This is a messenger RNA of Knipowitschia caucasica, 1563 nucleotides long. Lineage: Eukaryota; Metazoa; Chordata; Actinopteri; Gobiiformes; Gobiidae. The record is from the annotation of a GenBank genome assembly.